Molecule: messenger RNA, 486 nt
Organism: Symbiodinium sp. CCMP2592
Lineage: Eukaryota; Dinophyceae; Suessiales; Symbiodiniaceae
Source: the annotation of a GenBank genome assembly
GCUGCUUUGCCUGACGAGGAAGACACCCAAGUAGAGCCGCUCACGCCAUCGACCCCAGGAGCUGACACAGGCUUCUUUCCUGAGCAUGGUUUCCAUGAGAAAAGCGAGGCUCAGCACCAGGAGGAUGCUUGGUGGGAGGGCGCCUGUCACGGUGAAGGCGAAAAUGCCGGGGAGGAGGAAACGCCACUGGAGGAUGACGAAUGUCUGCAAGGGGAUGAAGUUGAGGAGGAAGGAGAAGCUGAUGAAGCUAUGGCUUUGGAGGAGUGCUUACGAGAGUUCGAUGACCCCGAGGGAUCCCAAAGUGCUGGGGAACUGGUGGACCACGAGAAGGGCAGGAAGCCUGCUGCUUCAGAGACGGCAGGGGCACUGAAGGACCGCAAGCCCUUGACGGACAUGCCUCAUGUGGCAGAGGAUUUGAAGGCGCAGGCAGAUGCUUCGUUGAAGCGUUUGAAAGCUUUGGAGCCGGAAGACCCGGACUUGCUGGAA